Messenger RNA from Camelina sativa (false flax), 747 nucleotides. The record is from RefSeq and is a predicted model, not a curated record. NCBI's taxonomy places the organism in Eukaryota, Viridiplantae, Streptophyta, Magnoliopsida, Brassicales, Brassicaceae.
GUACCAGCAAACGGGAAUGCUUGGAGUGAAGUCUGACUUGUACUCAUUUGGUGUGGUGCUUCUGCAAAUCAUCACAGCGAUGCCAGCAAUGGGUUUAAGCCAUAGAGUAGAGAAAGCAAUUGAGAAGAAGAGACUCAGAGAAGUUUUGGAUCCAAAAAUAUCAGACUGGCCUGAAGAAGAGACUCUGAUUCUAGCUCAGUUGGCUCUGCAGUGCUGCGAGCUGCGGAAAAAGGACAGACCUGAUCUUGCUUCCGUUUUGCUGCCUGCACUGAGCAAACUACGGGAGUUUGCAACAGAGGAUCAUGAAGUACGUAACUCCAACAGAAUAUUUUCUGUGUCACGUGCUCACAAUUCGGUUCCUCUUUCCCCAAUAUCUUCCUCUCAGAUAGAGGAUGCAUUGAGAACAUCCUAUUGACAAAAACAUUGGAACUUCAACUUAGAACAAAGUGAAGCGACAUUGGCUAUCUCUGAGAUCUGCGAUGAACUUGUUCAGUUUAAGCAUCCGAUGCCCUCCCAUACUUAUUAGACGAAAGCGAUUUACAUGAUCAUAAACAAGCCAAUACGAUGGAAUUUGCUGCCAGUCUUUCAUGAUUUGUACUCCACCAGUUCAAUGUUGAUCUCCCAUACUGUCGAAGUUCCUAUUUUGUAUAUCAAACACUUUAUUUUUUGGUCUCUUGAAAAAAACACCUUUCUUAUAGUAGAGUUGUCUCGCCCUUGCAAAUUCAACUCACCUUUGCGGAAGAGCAU